Raphanus sativus (radish) is the source of this 733-nucleotide messenger RNA. RefSeq lists its product as uncharacterized. Lineage: Eukaryota; Viridiplantae; Streptophyta; Magnoliopsida; Brassicales; Brassicaceae. The record is from RefSeq and is a predicted model, not a curated record. The coding region runs from base 158 to 511 and encodes 117 amino acids. The transcript has a single exon.
ACGGUUACACGCAAACUUCCUAGAAAAUCCCCAAAUCUUCUCAAAUUAGGGUUUCGAAUCCUCAAUUCGCGACACUUUGGACCCAAAUCGGGAAAGUCCUCUCCUUUCACCCCCAAAUCUGAUCUCUAGGUUUCAGGAACCGAUCCCAUUCCACGUGAUGCCGUCGUUCUCGUGGAUCAUCCCCUUACUCUUAUUGGUUUUCUGCUCGAUCGGCUUACAAGCAGCGGACGAUCUCCCGGAGAAAUCAAGCGGCGACAUCUGCAGCGGGGUUUCGAAUCCGGGUGGGUGCCCGAUAAACUGUUUCCGGGCGGAUCCGGUUUGCGGAGCGGACGGAGUCACGUACUGGUGUGGUUGUCCCGACGCAGCGUGCCAUGGAGCUCGUGUGGUGAAAACAGGAGCUUGCGACGCGGGAAACGCGGGAAGCGCUUCUGUGCCGGGUCAAGCUUUGUUACUGAUCCAUAUCGUUUGGCUCUUCUUGCUCGGACUCUCUCUUCUCGUCGGUGCUUUCUGAUCUCGAGAAGUUUAAUUGAUUAGAAAAGGAAAUUGAUCCCAAUUCGUUUCGAAGAUUUGUGUGUUUGAGAUGUUUCGUGCUCUGUAAUGGUUUUGCCUCUGUGUUUUGUAUGUGUAAUGAAUGAAUGUUGAGUUUAAUUUUCUCUUAAGUGGAUUUGCUUCCUUUGUUAUAUUUGGCUUUCAUGAUUGUUUCCUUUAGAAGGAUAUGAAACUUUUUUUUUCG